Molecule: messenger RNA, 1548 nt
Organism: Pseudocercospora fijiensis CIRAD86
Lineage: Eukaryota; Fungi; Ascomycota; Dothideomycetes; Mycosphaerellales; Mycosphaerellaceae
Exons: 18
Coding region: 1-1548 (515 amino acids)
Source: RefSeq, a predicted model, not a curated record
AUGUCGGAUAAUCUGACACACAUGUCAUCGACCAAGAACAUCAGACCGUCUAUUAUAACUGCCAAACAGGACGCCAAGUCUACCAAGCAUACGUCUCUACCUUGCUUCAAUGGUCUACUGCUGACUAUCAUUACUAGGUAUCUGACAGGUAUCGGCUCACAGUUUGAGAACUUGGCUCCGAACAGCAAGUACCUACAGUCCUUAGAGAUUCUAGAGUCGAGCCAGACAAGUAUCGUCGAGGCAAAAUUGAAAGUCGAACCCGGUAAAUUCAGCAGCUUGAAGCAAUAUGAAGGGGAGUCUAAGGAUAAUAAUCAGAAAGUCGAUCUAGGUUGUCUUCUUUCAGACGCUCCGUGGGUGCCUGAGAACUGCAGAGCAGAGAUAUCUGUUAAGGAGUUCGUCGCUCAGGAUGCUUAUAGCGGUCGGCGAAAUGGGUUGGGCAAGCAAAGGACAUCUUCCACCCUAGCGGGUUUCGCCGCCUUUUUCCGAUACAGAGAUGCGGAGCGGCAUAAAGUCUAUCUCGCUGCGUUACAAGAUUGGUGUUAUAACAAGUUCUACGGCAAGCAAAGCAUAUCGCCGUAUGAUUUUGGUCGCCUCGGUCUUGCUGAUGAGAUCCUUGAUCUGGACAUUGACGAGAUAAGGACGCUCGCUAAAGCUCCCACAAUGCAGACUCUAAACGGCAAUUUGCUGGUGCGCUGGGUCUGCACUGUCUUCACUGAUCACCUGUUUACGCAUAGCAUCCUGCCAUUUUACGAUCAGACCUGUCCUCGCCAUUCGUUCUGCAAAUGCUGCCGCGUGUCAAUCACCUUGCACGGCCUAAACCAAAUGGCGAAGACCAUUCCUGAGGUUUUUAACGGGCAGGCGCCAUUUCGCAGUUCUUACGACUAUGGAGGCAGAGCUGCAAGGCAAUCAAAGAGCAGGCGGACCAAGGUCAUGUUCCCAACGCAUAGAGAACAAAAUAGUCUCCUAGUUGAUGGUCCAAAAGCAGGCGGUAAAAUCUCAGGAUCUGGGAUCUGUUUCUCUCCUGCGGCCCCCAAGAUGAUGAUUUCUAGCCUUUCCCACGCAUCACCUCGAUGUCUGGAAGAAUUAGUUGCCAAUUCUCUGCGAUGCUUGACCUUUCUCCAGCCUCAAUACUCGCCGCUCGUUACCUGUGAGACCCCUGCGAGUGGAAGCAGCUCACCGCCACCAAAUUUCUUGGCCAUUUUGUUCUGUCUUCCGCGUAUCUGCCAUUCUGCAGCUGAGGUUGUUGCUGUAAAGCAGCAUGUUCUCGAAGGUGGCAGCUCUGCGGACCGAGAGCGAGAGGCGAAAGCCAAGCCCACUCGUCCAGUCCCGCAAAAGCGCAGUUCAAUGCGGAGUAACUACACCAAAACGCACGGCGAACCACCAAAACGCACUCGGAUCUACUUAAAACCGCACCCAAUUCCAUCAAAAAGCGCAGUCCAAUGCUUGCUUGAAGCGCGAAGGGCAAAAGAUCUUGCUAAGAAACCAAACUGGACGUUUUUUUUUCGGAACACUAAGCUUAUCUGGAUCUACUCCUCGCUUAUUCGCUAA